Molecule: messenger RNA, 3069 nt
Organism: Stegostoma tigrinum
Lineage: Eukaryota; Metazoa; Chordata; Chondrichthyes; Orectolobiformes; Stegostomatidae
Gene: pou2f3
Product: POU class 2 homeobox 3
Exons: 12
Coding region: 62-1324 (420 amino acids)
Biological process (GO): regulation of transcription by RNA polymerase II
Cellular component (GO): nucleus
Molecular function (GO): DNA-binding transcription factor activity, RNA polymerase II-specific; RNA polymerase II cis-regulatory region sequence-specific DNA binding
Source: RefSeq, a predicted model, not a curated record
CACAGGGCCGGGUGCAGCUGCUCUUUGAACGAGAUCAGCCCGUUGCUCUCACGCCUGGAGGAUGAGUGUCUCCGAAAAAUGCUCAGAUGGUGGAACCGUGGUGCCUCAGCGGCAGGAGCGAGCAGGUAUUGAACAAAAUGGCCUGGAUUUUACUCGGCAGAUCAAAACUGAAGAUCAGAGUGAUUCUCCUGCACAGGUACCAGCAGAGGCAGGCCACCUUCGCUCCUGUGAGGCUCCUUCCAUUGUGUCGGGCAGUCCGAUAUCAACAGACCUGCAGCCACUUCACACCCUGCAGCAACUUGUGGUGGUACCUGGACAUCACAUACAGACAGCAGCAACAUUCCUCCUCCCCCAAACACAACAAAGCCAACAAGGUUCACUGCAAUCUCCAAAUCUGUUGCCGUUGUCCUCACAAUCACAAAGCAGCCUCUUGCCACCCCAGCCUGGCAUGGGGAUCACACCACAGGCAGUCAUUCGGCCAAGUCUAGUGAGCUCAGCCCUGGAGCCACAUUUGGAAACUCUUCCUCCACUUCAGGUUCCAAAACACAUUGCCCCAAAGCAUGUUACAUCUGUCCAGACAGAUGAACCCAGUGACCUGGAGGAGCUCGAACAGUUUGCAAAAACAUUCAAGCAAAGGCGGAUUAAACUGGGAUUCACACAGGGUGAUGUGGGAUUAGCAAUGGGAAAACUCUAUGGAAACGAUUUCAGUCAAACGACCAUUUCUCGUUUCGAGGCUUUGAACCUGAGCUUCAAGAACAUGUGUAAACUCAAGCCGCUGUUGGAGAAAUGGCUGAGUGACGCAGAAAACGUUCCUUCUGAUUCCACACUGAACAGCCUGACUUCUCUCCCCACACAACUGAUUGGGUUGGAGGGUCUUGGCCGCAAAAGGAAGAAACGGACGAGCAUUGAGACCAAUAUUCGGGUAACACUGGAGAAGCGUUUUCGUGAGAACUCGAAGCCCAGCUCUGAGGAAAUUGUGAUGAUUGCAGAGCAGUUAUCAAUGGAGAAGGAAGUUGUUCGCGUCUGGUUCUGUAACCGACGCCAGAAAGAGAAGAGGAUCAACUAUCCAGCUACUCCAGCCAUCAAACCUCCAAUGUAUAGCUCGCGGUUGGUUUCUGCGUCAGGAUCCCUCGACCCUCUGAUUGUGACACAAGUGCACAACAGUCUGAGUGCAACAGCAGUUUCUUCUAGUUUAUCCAGCAGACCACCAUCACCAGUCACCGCAUCCACUGGGAAUGUCCACACCUCACUGAGCAGUCAGACUGGGCUCAGCACCACUCCAAGCUCACGUUUCUGGUGGAAUGGUACCUCAUUCUUGCACUGAGGAUUGAACAUUCUGGCUCCAUCUCAUCAACACCUUUUUAAUUUAUUUUUAGCCUUCGACUUUCUACCAUGUCCAGUGUCUAGUCAUUCAGUGAGGAAUGUUUGGACCAAACCGACACACAACAAACCAUCUUUUGUACCAGAGUUUUAGAAUGAGUUUUAUGAAAAGAAUGCAAAGCAGUUAGUGGUAAUUCUCCAUUGGAUUCAUCAAUGUGCACUCUAUUUAUUUUUAUUUUUUUCUGGUCCAAUCAGCUAUUAAAACUGUUACCAUCUGCUAUUAAUAUCGAAUAACAAUUUUUUUGUAUGGGCCUAAACCUGCAUUUCAUGUAACAUAAGGUGGUGUUUAAGGAACUCCAACUAAUUGAGGUGAACUCCAUUCUACUUAAAUUAGAAUUUGAUAUUGUAUGCAUCACUGCCGUUGCCUUUGUAUUUGUGAUUGGUUUAGCUCCGUCUGUGUUAAUAAAGUACACCAGGGAGGAGUGGUCACAGGAUAAAUCUAUUUUUAAGUUUAAAAAUUGAGUCUAGGGUUCUAAUGUUAAACCUGGAUCUUCGAAAUCUACAUAAAGCUUAAUUAUUAAAUAGUCUUAGCAUAUUCAACCUUCUCACCAUUAUAAACAUGAACAAUUCUGCCAACCUUCCGAGGCUGUAAUCACAGCCGUUAAUGUCCCAUCCAGACUGUAUUCACCUCUGGCCCAGACAGUUGCCCUAGAAUUAUCAUGUGCCACUGUUCCCUAGCCUGUAGAACAUGUAAUAAACUAGUAGCAUCAUGAGGGUGGAUGAAAUUCUUCUAAUCGUUUAUCUUAGCCCUACAAUAUAAAACUACAGCUAUUAUCUUGGCUUUGGUUUGCAAGGUCUGCCUGCUGAAUCUAUUCCACUGCAUGUUGUGUUGUCUACUUUGACUGACUUUUUAACAUUGACAUUGUUGGAAUUAUUCCCCAGUUCUACCUGUUUGUUUGAGAAGUAACUAUUACAUUUACCACUCAUUUAAUUACUCUUUAAUAAAAGACCCUUCUGUUCCUGCUGCAAGCACAUUCAAUGCUCAGUUUUUAAAAACAGUGUCCACCUAGUGAAAGUGAUUGUAUUUAUCAUGACUAGGUCUUUUUGAAGUGUUUCUGCAUCCUUUGAAUCUUGUUCUUUAUGAAAUGUCCUUUUUCAAUAAAUGUGUAUAUCUUUACAUGAAGUUAUUACUUGCUUUCAGAAAGUGAAGCAUUACCAAUGUGUAUGGUACAAUAGCAUGUUCCAUGAAUAAUUGUCUCACUUAUGUCAUUUUUAUGUUCUGUGGUUGAGGAUAGUUGUAAAUAACUGAACUUGAUUGGGGAAACACAUUAUUACUCAGCAGAUCCUGUGCCACAGGGAUGUACCACUCUGAAAUAGAAUGCAAGCAAUACAAAAAUCAGUUCCCAAGCUUGUUGAUUAAAAUGUGAGGCUGGAUGAAUACAGCCGGCCCAGCAGCAUCUCAGGAGCACAAAAGCUGAUGUUUCGGGCCUCGACCCUUCAUCCCAAGCUUGUUGCCUCUGAACCCCAUUGUAACAAUCCUCCUUUCAAUGGUAACAGGGAUGGGGUCAGGAGCAUGGGAGAACUACGGGGUUCUAUUUCCACUCCUCCUUUCAAACUUUAGGAAGCCUCAAUUGUUAGGAGCUGAAUGGAGUAGGCUGUUAGACAGUUCGUCUCCAGCCAUAAAAUGGGAGAAUGUUACUGCUUUAGCCAGUGAUAGAUUUGGUUUCUCCAAAUCCAGCUAUCAUUGCA